Messenger RNA from Rotaria sordida, 663 nucleotides. NCBI's taxonomy places the organism in Eukaryota, Metazoa, Rotifera, Eurotatoria, Philodinida, Philodinidae. The record is from the annotation of a GenBank genome assembly.
AUGAUUAAUGACAGCAAAAAAAAAUUAACUGAAGCAACACAAUUAUUACAAAAAUUUAUUGAAAAUAAUAAACAAAAACGUAUUUCACUUUAUUGUCGUUUAAUAUAUGUUCAACUUCUUCUUUCACAAGCACAAAAAUUAUCAUCGAUUAAACAAUUAUCUGAAUGUAUUGAUGCUGAUAUGCUUGAAUCAACAUUUGGACUAAAGCAAGUUGAUUCAGGUUCGAAAUCAAUUAAUGCAGUAGUAACAGGUGCUACUAAACAAAAGAAAAAACGAAAGCGAAAAAUUCGUUUACCGAAAAAAUAUGAUACAACAUCAAAACCAGAUUCUGAACGUUGGUUACUAUUAUGUGAAUGUUCAUGUUAUCGUGGUAAACUAGCAGUUAUUGGUAAUGGUAUACAAGGUGCAGUUGAACCUGAUCAAUCAGCAACUAGUACUAUAACAACAUCAACUGGUGCACAAAAAUCAAUGUCAACAUCAAAAACAACAACUGGAGCAACUUCAACUCAACCAAAACCAACACCACCACCAGUAGAAUCAACCACAGGAAAAGGAAAAGGCAAACAUUUAAAAUAUUUGAUAUUUAAAAAAAGGGUGUGGAUGAAGGAAAGACCCACACCCACCCUGCUACUUGAGCAUGCAAUCAAAAGUUGGAGAUCUUGA